GACCAAGGAAAUAGAAGGUUCUAGAACUCAUACAGUAACAAUGUCUCCGUCUGACUUCCUGGACAAACUGAUGGGAAGGACUUCAGGAUAUGAUGCAAGGAUCAGACCCAACUUUAAAGGCCCUCCUGUCAAUGUCACCUGCAACAUAUUUAUCAACAGCUUUGGCUCAAUUGCAGAGACAACCAUGGAUUACCGGCUGAACAUUUUUCUGCGGCAGCAGUGGAAUGACCCACGCCUGGCGUACAGCCAGUACCCUGACGAUUCUCUCGACUUGGACCCAUCCAUGCUGGACUCCAUUUGGAAACCAGAUUUAUUCUUUGCAAAUGAGAAAGGUGCCAACUUCCAUGAGGUGACGACGGACAACAAAUUGCUGCGAAUCUUUAAGGACGGGGUUGUCCUCUAUUCAUUAAGAUUGACCUUGAUUCUUUCCUGUCCUAUGGAUCUGAAAAACUUCCCGAUGGAUGUCCAAACCUAUAUGCAAUUGGAGAGCUUCGGCUACACGAUGAACGAUCUUAUCUUUGAAUGGCAAGAAAAUGGACCGGUACAGAUUGGUGAAGGACUCACCUUGCCACAGUUUCUCCUUAAAGAAGAGAAAGAUCUCCGAUACUGCACCAAGUAUUACAAUACAGGAAAAUUCACGUGUAUUGAAGUGCGAUUCCACCUCGAGAGACAAAUGGGUUAUUAUCUGAUUCAGAUGUACAUUCCCAGUCUUCUGAUUGUGAUUCUCUCUUGGGUGUCGUUUUGGAUCAAUAUGGAUGCGGCCCCUGCAAGAGUGGCUUUGGGUAUAACAACAGUGUUGACCAUGACCACACAGAGCUCUGGAUCCCGAGCUUCACUCCCUAAGGUGUCCUAUGUGAAGGCGAUUGAUAUCUGGAUGGCUGUUUGCCUGCUGUUUGUGUUUUCUGCCCUGCUGGAAUACGCUGCCGUUAAUUUUGUGUCAAGACAACACAAGGAGCUUCUGCGGCUUCAGAGGCGGAAGCGGAAGCAGAAUCGGUUGGCACAUGUGGUGAGAGAAAGUCGCUUCAGUUUCACCUCCUACGGGGUGGGACCGUGUCACCAAUCAAAAGAUGGAGUCACUCCAAAAGGUACCAUUAGCACGCCGCAACCUGCGCCAAAAGGUCACGAUGACAUGAGGAAACUCUUCAUCGACAGAGCCAAGAAGAUCGACACGGUAGCGCGGGCUGGUUUCCCUUUAGCCUUUUUAAUCUUCAACAUUAUGUACUGGAUCAUCUACAAAAUUGUCAGACAUGAGGACUUCCACCAGCAACAAUAGUCCCAGGCCUCGAUGAGACGUCGUCGGAAGCGGAAAGGAAUGGCAGCGUGAUAGAUAAUCCAUUAGGCCAGGGAAUUCAUCUUUAACACAUUGAACAGUGGUAUUGGAAGAAAUUAUGCAAAUCUAAAGAGAAACCUAAAUGAAUAAGAAUAGUCAUCCAGCGCUUUCUGCAUUUUCACAUCACAUGGAGUACUUGAGGAAGGGAUUAUUUACCUGAGCUGAACAACACUGGCAAGGGAAAACACUGGCUGG
Amblyraja radiata (thorny skate) is the source of this 1525-nucleotide messenger RNA. RefSeq names its product glycine receptor subunit alpha-3-like. Lineage: Eukaryota; Metazoa; Chordata; Chondrichthyes; Rajiformes; Rajidae. Gene Ontology annotation, biological process: monoatomic ion transmembrane transport. Gene Ontology annotation, cellular component: plasma membrane. Gene Ontology annotation, molecular function: glycine binding; transmembrane signaling receptor activity; transmitter-gated monoatomic ion channel activity. The record is from RefSeq and is a predicted model, not a curated record.